AUGCCAAAAAUCAAGACGAACCGCGUGAAGUACCCUGAAGGAUGGGAGCUGAUAGAGCCGACGCUGAGAGAACUUGAGCAAAAGAUGAGAGAAGCGGAGAGCGACACGCACGAGGGGAAGCGCAAGUGCGAGGCGGUGUGGCCCAUCUUCAAGAUCGCGCACCAGAAGAGCCGCUUCAUCUACGACCUCUACUACCGCCGCAAGGCCAUCAGCAAGGAGCUCUACGACUUCUGCCUCGAGCAGAAGCACGCCGACGCCAGCCUCAUCGCCAAGUGGAAGAAGGCGGGGUUUGAGCGGCUGUGCUGUGUGCGGUGCAUGCAGCCCAAGGACCACAACUUCGGCACCACGUGUGUGUGCCGCGUGCCCAAGCACCUGCGCGAGGAGAAGGUCAUCGAGUGCAUCCACUGCGGCUGCCGCGGCUCCACGAUGGCCGCGACCCGUCUGCUCGCCUUUCUCCUCCUACUCCUCGUCUCCCACGCCGUCCUCUCGUCAGCCGCACCUCGUCUGCCGAAAAGAGUCGCUCUGACUGUUCAAGCCCACGCGCAGCGUCUUCGAGCGCGAGCCGCGGCUUUGAGCACGAACUCCCAGGGCCUCUUCAGUGAGCUCCGAGGCGCCGCAACCCCCGCCGCGACCGGCGGGCCCAUCAAGUACAAUGGAGGUCCCGUCAUCGUCGGAAACCCGACGGUGAACAUCUACCAUAUCUACUACGGCAGCUGGCCGACGGGCUCCGGGCAGGACUACAUCGACAACUUCGUUCGGUCUCUAAGUAGCGACUCGGGCGCGCAGGGCUCGUCGAGCGACCCGACGGUGAAGGGGUGGUGGGCGAUCACGUCGAACUACUACCAGUCGAGCAGCGGGGCGAAGAAGAACGUGAGCUCAAAGGUGCGGCUCGCGGGGACGACGUACGACAACUACUCGUACGGCAAGGCGCUCACCGACAACAACGUGCUCUCCAUCGUGAAGAGCAAGAUCGGAUCUGGCAAGGCCUUCGCGUACGACCCGCACGGGAUUUACGUUCUUAUAUCGAGUAAGGACGUGACCGAAUCGUCGGGAUUCUGCAGCCAAUACUGCGGAUGGCACGAUGCGGCCUCUAUCGGAUCAUCCCCAUUGUACUACGCGUUCGUGGGUCACCACGCCCAGUGUCCCAACGCGUGUGGUGUGAAGAGCACCUCUCCCAAUGGCAACCCCGCUAUAGACGCCACCAUUUCAACUCUCGCGCACGAAAUUACCGAAGCUGCUACGGACCCGGAUGCUCAGUCUGGCUGGUUCGACGCGGGUGGGGAGGAGAACGGGGAUCUGCACACCUUCACCGCCGCCACCCCCUGGAACUGGUACCAAGAUGAACUGCCAGUGCACGUGUGCUAG
Messenger RNA from Closterium sp. Yama58-4, 1365 nucleotides. NCBI's taxonomy places the organism in Eukaryota, Viridiplantae, Streptophyta, Zygnematophyceae, Desmidiales, Closteriaceae. The record is from the annotation of a GenBank genome assembly.